ACUCGUUCGCGAACGUCACAUCUCUACUCCACUGUCCCGUCGUUGCUCCUGAAGUUACCAUUAGCAACUGGGCAGCGCCCGGUGGAGAGCCUAUGAACGCUGUCGAUGCUGUCCUGGUGAACACAGUAGCCUACUUCCAGCUGUCCUUGAUUUCCAAACACAGUUAAUGCCGGACACGUGGAUCAUCAGCUGUUGAGAUGUUUGUGAUGUCGACCAUGGUAAACACGUAAGUUUGCAGUAAGUGGCACUACCAUGUUGCCAGGAGUCGGUGUGUUCGGCACCGGGAGCACGGCCCGUGUGCUGGUCCCGUUGUUGAAAGCUGAGGGCUUUGAGGUCCAUGCACUCUGGGGAAGAAGUGAGGAGGAAGCGCGCUGCUUGGCAGAGGAACUGGGCAUCCCAUUUCACACCAGCCGAUCUGAUGACGUCCUUCUGCACCAAGAUGUUGACCUUGUUUGCAUCUAUAUCCCUCCCUCAAUGACAAGGCAGAUCGCUGUCAAAGCAUUAGGUAUAGGUAAGAAUGUCUUGUGUGAAAAAGCUGCAACUGCUGUGGACUCAUUCAAGAUGGUGACAGCAGCCAGAUACUACCCCCAGCUGCUCAGCAUCAUGGGUAAUACCCUUCGCUUCCUACCAGCUUUUGUUGCCAUGCGUCAGCUGCUGAUGGAGGGUUACGUCGGAGAGGUGCAGGUGUGUGAUGUCAGAGUCUAUGGGCCAAGCCUCCUGGAUCAGUCGUAUGGCUGGACGUGUGAGGAGCUGAUGGGAGGAGGCGGUCUGCACACUGUGGGCUCCGCCAUCGUUGACCUUCUAAGUUAUCUGACGGGUGCACGAGCUCAGCGCGUUCACGGCUUAUUGCGGACAUUUGUUCAACAGAACGGUCUGAUCCGAGGGAUUCGCCGCGUCACCAGCGAUGACUUUUGUUUCUUUCAAAUGUUGAUGGGCGGGACUGUGUCGAGCUCUGGCGGCGUGUGUUGCACCGUGACCCUGAACUUCAACAUGCCGGGGUCCUUCGUGCACGAGGUCAUGAUAGUCGGAUCAUCUGGGAGGCUAGUUGCCAGAGGGACGGAGCUGUUCGGUCAGCGUAAUGGGAGUAAAGGUGAGGAGUUGUUGCUAGGUGACAGUGGAUGGGCAGGACCUGAGGUGAAAGGGAUGCCUCUGCCUCACCUGCAGGGGCUGAGCGCGAUGGUGAAGUCACUGAGACAGUCUUUUCAAGCUCACGAGGAGCGCAGGUCAUGGGCACGAGACCCAGUUGCCAUGGCGCCAACAUUCGAAGACGGUCUGUAUGUGCAGACUGUGGUGGAGGCGGUGAAGCGGUCCAGCUGUUCGGGAGAAUGGGAGUGCGUCGAGAUCAUGAGUCAAGAGCCGGAUCCGAAUCACAACCUGUGUGAGGCUCUGCAGAGAAACAAGAACUGACAUUUUGAUACACCCGGUGCUACGCUACUAAAACACUACGCUCUGAAUGUUUCCCUUUGACCCAGCUGCUGAGGCAGCUCGCAGCACAAAUGACUACUUCUUUCCCAUGUGGGAAAAGACAACACGACUGUGUCCUGAAUAUUUGUACUCUCACAGUUGUGACUUGUUUUUACACUAAAUGUGUGAAAGACUGCUCCAUUAUUCUGAUUCUCUAUUGAAAACAUUUUAAUACACACAGUGAAGUGUGUCACAGUCUACUGCAUCAAAAUGUUAAUCACAUGAACUAUUCCUUUAAAAAAUAAUCAGUCCUUAAACUCAUUCAGUGGAGUUUGACUUCAGGCAAGUCAAAGGCAAGUCUCUAUCAUUGUGCAGAUUAUUUGUCUGAAGAUCUCUGCUUCAAAAAGCAUAUACAAGGAUGCUUUAGACGUCUCCUCUUAGCUGUUUUUUAUUCCACAGUUAAAUCAUCGGUCCAUUGGUGGUAUAGAAAACAAUACACCACCAAUUAAUUGUUGACUAAGCAUCCGCACUAUCAAAACAACAAGCACAGUUUUGAGUCAUAUCAAGAUAUUGAGAACGACAUGUUUGUGUACUUAAUCACUUGGUAUAAUUUCACUUGAUCGACAUUGAACUCAGAUUGAAGAAAACACUCUCACUGUACAGUCCAGCCGAGAAAACCUUGUAAUCUUAGAUGUUGUAUGUUGGUGUUUGUUUACUCACAGCACCAAUUGCACCUUAUCCUAAAAGGGAGCGUUUACCUCAGACCUGAAUGUGAAUGUCACAGCAGGAAGAUGAUUUGACUAACAAAUCCUCUCUCUGUAUUCAGAGUGGUGACUGACAGAAUUCAAAAUGAUGCUGUGCUGGACUUCAGCCUUCAGAAUAAGAAUAAUGGAGUUGUUUUAGAGUUUAGUUUUAUCGGUUUUUUUUAUUUUUGAAAUGUGUAUGAUGCAAAUAUUUAAUGUGGAGAUUACAAGGUGGCGAUAACAAGAGACCAGGGAUUGAGUUGAAUAAGCUAUGUUAAAAAAAAAAAAGAAACAUUAUAAAAGACUAAUUUGUAGCAUUGCCCUUCAAAAUUCCUGAAUCUGAAAGUGAUGCAUAAUUUGAAACCUUCAAUUUAAAUUGCUUUCACUGAUUGGAUGAUGAGAAAAAAGUGUUAGAAGUUUGUACUUUCUUUGUUCACAGAUGUGCAGCAAUAAUGAACUCAAGUUCAUGACGGAUCGCAAUUGUCAUGUUUUCCAAAAGUGGAAAAAUCAUCUCCACACAAAACAACUCCUCACCAUCCAUAUGCUCAGCAUGUCCCGUCAUUAUUCUAUCCAAACAUUCCUCAGAGAUACAGAUUUAUGGGAUGUUUUGUCCCCUUUUACACUGAAAACGAAUGGAUCGUUAUAUGUUUAAACAUGACUGUGACAAAGGAAACUACCAACUUCUAACAGCCAUCUGUCAAGCUGCUCAGAGUUCAGAUUGAAUGUUUAAAUUUCACAUAAGUAGAUUGCUUUUUCAGUGCAUCACUGAUUGAUGACAUUUUCAAACCAUCUAAGUCUGAAGGCAACUGGAAACUAAAUGAGUUUUAAUGUGUGUAAAAGUUUUGUUUACAUGUCAAGCACACGAGUCAUUUUAUUGGUUUUUACAAGACUUUGUUUGAUGCGAUCCAAAGCUAUUACACAGGUUGAAAUCAUGAGUAUGGGGCCGCCAUCUAUCCCUUUCACUGUUCAUCUUUAAAUAUUACUGAUCUUUUCACUUAGCAGAACCACUGGAUUUGAUGUAUCUGAGAGUAUAAAUGUGCAGACCAAGGGAAGUAAGUGUGAAACAGUUUACAGUUGAGCUUGACACAGGAGAUGCACUGGUUUGGUUUGACUCGUCUGUUCUUUCUUAGACCCACGUAGGAUCUGUAGAUAACAACAUACAGUACAGUACAUGCUGACCUCACGCUUUCCCAACAGUGCUUUAUCAAAACAAUGCAUCAAGUUUACACAAAGUGUCUUUACAUCACUUUAGCCUGCACGUUGUUCCAUAACCACCACUACUAUUAAAAGCAUUCCAACUGAGUGUUCACCUUAUUCACAACAGAUGUUUUUGUUUUACUUUUUGCACUGAAUACUGAAAAAAAGUCACAUAUCUAACAUGCAGUGUGACGUUCGUACCAGCCAGCUCACUGCACCACUGAAUUGAACAUUUGUCUGUAUUAGGACGACUGUUUGUAUUUAUUUAUGUCUUGGUGUGGAGAAAGUUUUCCUGCCCUCAGUGUUUGUGUUUUUAGCCUGUGAAUUUCUGUUUUAAGCUGUAGUAUUUAUCUUGUUUAGAUUUAGUUUUGUUUUAACUGAUUAAAUGGCUUUGAGCAUAA
This is a messenger RNA of Notolabrus celidotus (New Zealand spotty), 3745 nucleotides long. It is a transcript of the gene gfod2, whose product is annotated as glucose-fructose oxidoreductase domain containing 2. Gene Ontology annotation, molecular function: nucleotide binding. Lineage: Eukaryota; Metazoa; Chordata; Actinopteri; Labriformes; Labridae. The record is from RefSeq and is a predicted model, not a curated record. The coding region runs from base 253 to 1407 and encodes 384 amino acids. The transcript has 3 exons.